AAAAUAGUCUGUAGCUCCUUCAUUCCCACAACACCAUAAUAAAGAUCGAGAGAAACAACUACUUGAAAUUUAAGCAAAAUGUCAAUACAACAAUUGGUUGAUACGCUGACGUCCAUGAAGAAGUUACAUGGGACGGUGGUUUUAAAGCGCAAGAAUAUUUUGGGCUUGAAUGACGUUCCUGCUUCUGUGGUUGAUAACGUGAGUGAUAUUCUAGGUCAAAAGGUCUCCAUAGAACUCAUCAGCAUCACCCAAAUGGAUCAUGCAAAUGGAUCAAUAGGAAAGCGCAGCAAGGCAGCAUACUUGGAGAAUUGGGUGCUCAAAAAUGUCUUCUUGGCUGAAGGCGAGUCAGCAUUCCAUGUUACCUUCGACUGGACUGAAGAUUUUGGAAUUCCGGGAGCAUUCAUCAUCAAGAACAAUCAUUCCAAUGAGUUCUUCCUCAAAACCCUAACCCUCGAAGAUGUUCCCAGUCAUGGCCAAGUCCACUUUAUAUGCUUCUCCUGGGUUUAUCCAGCUAGUAAGUACGACUACGAUCGCGUCUUCUUCUCAAACCAGGCGUAUCUGCCAAGCCAAACGCCUGCUGCAUUGCAGCAAUACAGAGAUAAUGAAUUAGUGAACUUGAGAGGAUCUGGAACCGGUGAGCUUAGGGAAUGGGAUAGGGUGUAUGACUAUGGUUACUACAAUGAUCUUGGUGAGCCGGAUAAAGGUCCUGAGUAUGCCCGGCCAGUCUUGGGCGGGAACUCGGAGAGUCCCUAUCCUCGACGAGGAAGGACCAGCAGACCACAUACAAAGACAGAUCCUAAAUGCGAGAGCAGAGUUCCACUCAUUAGCAGCUUAGAUCUAUACGUUCCAAGAGAUGAGAAACACGGGGAAGUGAAAGUAGCAUAUUCUCUUGCCCAUGCAUUGAUGAUUCUGCCUCACUUCUUUCACCCUGAAUUCAUGUCUUUGUUUGAUUCGACCCCAAAUGAGUUUGACAGUUUUCAAGAUAUACUUAGCCUCUAUGAAGAAGGCAUCAAAUUGCCUCAAGGGCCCUUGCACCAAUUCAUCACUGAUAACGUUCCCUUUGAAAUGCUGAAAGAAAUCUCUAGUGCUGGAGAAGGUCUCUUUAAAUUCCCCAACCCACAGGUUAUCCUAGAGGAUAAAACUGCUUGGAGAUCAGAUGAAGAAUUUGGAAGGCAAAUGCUUGCUGGAAUGCACCCUGUCAUUAUUAGUGGGCUACAAGAGUUCCCACCAAAAAGCAAACUAGACCGCAAGGUGUACGGAGACCAUAGCAGUAAAAUUACCAAAGACCACAUCCAGAAAAACCUAGACAGUUUUUCAGUCGAGGAGGCAAUUAAGAAUAAAAGGCUAUUCAUAGUGAACUACCAUGACACACUUAUGCCACACCUCAGGCGCAUUAAUGCAACAAAGAACAAGGUAUAUGCCUCAAGAACCCUGCUUUAUUUGAAAACAGAUGGAACUUUGAAGCCAGUAGCAAUUGAGCUAAGUUUGCCGCAUCCACUUGGAGAUAAAUUUGGUACCGAUAGCAAAGUAUAUACACCAUCUGAAAAUGGGGUAGAUUAUGAGUUGUGGCAGUUGGCUAAGGCUUAUGCUGCUGUGAAUGAUGCGGGCUUUCAUCAGCUGAUCAGCCACUGGUUGAACACUCAUGCCGUAAUUGAGCCAUUUGUGAUAGCAACAAAUAGGCAAUUGAGUACACUUCACCCAAUACAUAAGCUUCUGCAUCCGCAUUUUCGUGACACAAUGGCUACAAAUGCUUUGGCUCGUCAGGUCCUGCUUAAUGCUGAAGGAGUUCUUGAGAAGGCAGCUUUCUUUGACAAAUAUGCCAUGGAAAUUUGUGCUGUAGUUUACAAGGAUUGGGUUUUUACUGAUCAAGCACUCCCAGCUGAUCUUGUUAAGAGGGGUGUUGCUGUUGAGGACUCAUGCUCCCCACAUGGUGUUCGCCUGCUAAUUGAAGACUACCCAUAUGCUGUUGAUGGGCUAGAAAUAUGGUCAUCUAUCAAAGCAUGGGUUGAUGAAUAUUGCAAGUUAUAUUACAAGUCAGAUAACAUGGUUCAGAAAGAUGCUGAACUCCAGGCUUGGUGGAAGGAAGUCAGAGAGAAAGGACAUGGUGACCUGAAAGAAAAGCCAUGGUGGCCUAAAAUGCAGACAAUCCAGCAGCUUAUUGAUUCGUGUACCAUUAUUAUCUGGAUUGCCUCAGCACUUCAUGCUGCUAUUAACUAUGGACUAUACUCUUAUGGUGGUUAUCCCCCUAAUCAUCCUCUGAUCAGCCAAAGGUUCAUGCCAGACCCUGGAACUGCUGCAUAUAAAGAACUUGAAGCUGAUCCGGAUAAGGUUUUCCUAAAAACAAUCACACCUCAGUAUCAAGCAUUGCUUAGCAUGUCCCUUAAUGAACUUCUGUCAAGGCACACUCCUGAUGAACUUUACCUGGGGCAAAGAGAGUGCCCUGAGUGGACAAAGGACAAGGAAGCACUUGAUGCAUUUGUACGGUUUGGAAAGAAGGUUGACGACAUCGGAGAUCACAUAAUAAAAUUGAACACAGAGGGAAAACUGAAGAACAGGACAGGACCUGUAAAGAUCCCAUACACUUUACUCUUCCCUUCCGGUAAACCCGGACUCACUGGCAAAGGCAUUCCGAACAGUGUCACAAUCUAAAGCUUCAAAGUUCUGCAUGUAUGCUUUGCCUUUGGAUUGUUAAUAUGUCCCCCUGUAAGCAGUGUUGUGUCUGUGCUCGUGUUCAUGUUACUAUACCAAUAAAUUGCUUUGCUCUGCAUACAAUGCUAUAUUAUUAUCCAUAGAAGAAAUUAUCUGAUAACGAAUAAACUCAAAUGCAACAUUAGUAAAUUUAAAAAAAAAUGCUAAAGGUACCCCAAAAUGGGGUACCUCAUUUUUACCCCACCCUACUGUGUGGCCACAAAUGGGG
Molecule: messenger RNA, 2917 nt
Organism: Cuscuta europaea
Lineage: Eukaryota; Viridiplantae; Streptophyta; Magnoliopsida; Solanales; Convolvulaceae
Source: the annotation of a GenBank genome assembly